Molecule: messenger RNA, 870 nt
Organism: Glycine soja
Lineage: Eukaryota; Viridiplantae; Streptophyta; Magnoliopsida; Fabales; Fabaceae
Exons: 3
Coding region: 259-753 (164 amino acids)
Source: RefSeq, a predicted model, not a curated record
AUCUUCACUCUGGUUGCUUUUAGAACAAUUCACGGUCUACGAAUGGGGAGAGAAAUCUUCUAAAAAUUUGCGCGCAUGUGUUCUGAAAACAAGACCCCAGUUGCAGCAAAAUCUCCAAUCUCCACAAUUCUUUGUUUGCUUCCUAAUCGUUAAAAGGACAUACAAUUUGAUGCCCCGUGGAGUGAAACUUCUUUCAUUUCUAAAACGCUCACCACAUCAACCCAAAAAAAGGCAUCAAAGAAUAACCAAAGUGAGAACAUGCAAAACAAAAACCCCACCAUUACAAACGGAGUGGUUAUCACAUCCUAUGUAGAAUCACCAAGAACUCGCUCAAUUAAACCAUCAGACGAUCCCACAAAGAAAACUAAGCCACACCCACGUUUUAGAAUCUCGCAAACCGCAAGAUCACAAGGUUAUGAUCAUAGGGCUCAACUUCUUGCUUACUCUAGACAACUCAGAGAAAAUGCUCGGUCCCAUAAAAAUGUUCAAGUUCAAUUUCCCCAAAAUCAGUCAAACCCUAAAGGCCAGAAGCGGUUAUUGUUGGCUGAACCGGUUCGAGUAUACUCGCCUUUAACCCAAAUACUACCUAGCUCUAGUACCCAGUUUGGAUGUGAUGAAUGUGUUGAACAUAAGGGAAGAGAAGUAAUGAACAGGUCCAAGAAGAGAAUGGGAAAUGGAAAUAAGUGUUGCAAGGUUUUGAGGAAACUGAAGAGCAUGUUCAAAGCAUUGUCAUGUAAAGUAAUCGAGUGGUAAAGAAGAUUAAAAUUGUGGGGCAUUCAAUAGUUUCAAUUCAUUAAUGUCUCCUUUUUUUUAUUUCUCGUUGUCUUUAAACUCACAUUUGGUUUUGAUGUUUAUGGUCUCUUUCUCCUA